Messenger RNA from Rhodofomes roseus, 3010 nucleotides. Its product is annotated as cysteine proteinase. The coding region runs from base 182 to 2587 and encodes 801 amino acids. Gene Ontology annotation, biological process: protein deubiquitination. Gene Ontology annotation, molecular function: cysteine-type deubiquitinase activity; cysteine-type endopeptidase activity. Gene Ontology annotation, cellular component: nucleus; cytosol. The record is from RefSeq and is a predicted model, not a curated record. Lineage: Eukaryota; Fungi; Basidiomycota; Agaricomycetes; Polyporales; Fomitopsidaceae. The transcript has 5 exons.
CGCCCAGCCACAACCGCCCCCGCCAAAUGCCCGCCGCCGACUCGACCGGAAGUACUCCGUCUCUGAGGCGGCCUCCCCGCAGUCAGGCUCGGCGCUCAGCACGUCGUUGUCGAACGCGCCCGGGUCGUACACGAUCCCGCCGCACCCACCGACGCUGCUGUCCGCGCUGCGGUCGCUGUUCAUGCACAUCAGCAAGCACCCCGCGGAGCGCGGCACGGUCGCGCCGCGCGCGUUCAUCGACAAGUUGAAGGAGCUGAACGAGGUGUUCCGCGGGUCCAUGCACCAGGAUGCGCAUGAGUUCCUGAACUUUUUGCUGAAUAAGAUCGUGGAGGAGAUGGAGGAUGAUCGGCGGAAUGGGGUGGGUUCGUGGCAGGCGAACGGGCAUGGACAUGGACAUGGGAAUGGGAGUGCGGCGGGGAGCACGCUGAACGAAGAAGAUUUGUCUUCGUCUAUAGCGACCUUGUCCACCACGGCCGCCGGGCCCUCGUCGACCGCCUCCAAGACGUCGCAGCCGUCGCACUUCCAGGCGACGCUCGUGCACCGGCUGUUUGAGGGCGUGCUCACGUCCGAGACGCGGUGUCUGACGUGCGAGACGGUGUCGUCGCGGGACGAGAGCUUCCUGGACCUGAGCAUCGACAUCGAGCAGAACUCGAGUGUGACGGCGUGCCUGCGGCAGUUCAGCGCGAGCGAGAUGCUCUGCCAGAAGAACAAGUUCUUCUGCGACAGCUGCUGCGAUCUGCAGGAGGCGGAGAAGCGGAUGAAGAUCAAAAAGCUGCCGAACAUACUCGCGCUGCACUUGAAACGGUUCAAGUACCAGGAGGAUCUAGGGAAGUAUAUCAAGCUCGCGUACCGCGUCGCGUUCCCGCUCGAGCUCCGUCUCUUCAACACCGUCGACGACACGGAGAAUCCAGAUCGGCUGUACGAGCUGUUUGCGAUUGUCGUGCAUAUCGGAAACGGACCACAUCAUGGCCACUAUGUGACGAUCAUCAAAGCCCGCGGGACGUGGCUGCUCUUCGAUGACGACGGCGUCGAUGUCAUCAGAGAGUCAGAUAUCCCGCGAUAUUACGGCGAGUCGACCAACGGUUCCGCCUACGUCCUAUAUUACCAGGCGGUUGAUCUCGACAUGACCGCGCUUGGCCUCAAGAACCCGGAGCCUGCACCGUCGGCUACGGACAUGGGCUCUGCGCCUCCCGCGAAGCCCGCGAACUCGAUCACCGUGUCGGCGACAGCGUCGAGCGAAGUCGACUUGAGUUCGCCGGCGCUGCCGCCGGGCCUAACGGAAGAAGACUCGUCUGAGCGGAGCGAGUUGAGCUCGCUACAACCUGCCACCCCUGCCUCCCAGCCCAUCCCCCUUCCGUCCGGCCACACAGUAAAAGGGCCUUCGAUACCGCCCCUGACGAUACCCCAAUCCAGCACGUCCGGCCCGCCGACGCCUGUGCAGUCUACCUCGCUGGGGAGCAACGGCAGCAGCAGCGCGCGGGGGCUGUUCAGCACGCUUCGACAUAGCCGGUCGAGCGGCGCGGAGAAGGGUGCGGACAUCCGCAAGAGCUGGCUGAACGUCGACGCGGCGCUGGUGCCACCCGUGCCGUCGCUCCCGUCGCCGACGACGGCCAAGCGCGCGCACCGGCCGACGACAGCGGCGAGCACGACGAGCACGACGGAGGGGUACGAGAGCCCGAGCGAGCCGGGCAGCCCGUCGCUGCACUACAAUGCGGGCGCGGGCGCGAACGGCUCGAGCACGAGCACGGGCGCGGGGAAGAGCCCGGAGAAGAAGACGAGUGGGUGGUUCAAGCGGAAGAGCUCCCGCCUCGAAGUGUCGUUCAGCGGGACGACGUCGCCGGCGGCGAGGGACGAGAGCGCAGCGUACAUGCGCUCGCAGACGGUCAAGGAGGGCGCGUCGGUCUCCCGCCGGAUGUCCGCGUCAGGCUCUGCGGCCGGUCCGUCGAGCGUACCGUCGGCGCUCAGUAGCUCCUUGGGUACGCUGUCGAUGUCGCCGCUGCCACCACCCGCCAUUUCAGGAUCUCCGGUGCAAGCGCGCGCUGGGGUACCGGACCACAAGAAGUCCACACCUGACUUGCCGAAGAGCAAGGGCGGCAGAUCAUUGGCGUCGUCCGCUCUGGCUAAGCUCCCGCGCAGACCGUCGACGGCCGGCGCGACGGUGGGUUCGAGCAGUCCGUCGUUCACUAGGCCAACAAGCAACCAAGCUCCACCGCUCCCACCCCUACCCGGGUUGCCAUAUGCGUCGUCAGACAGAAAAGACGGUGGGGUGACACAAGGGCCGUCGGCAAAUGGUAGUGCACACGUACCGUCAUCGCCGCGACCAGAUCGCAUGUCCAGUUCUCACCCACAGGCGUCCUCCGCGCCGCGCAGACCGAGCACCGCGCAUGACAACUCGCCGACAGCGAUCGGCUUCUCGACAAGCACGUCUACGAGCAGCACGAUGUCGUACGGGAGCCCUGUCGAGAGCACGCCGAAGAAGCGGGCGACGCGUAAACUCAGCUUCUCGGCGCCGAUGCUCGGGUUCGGGCGGAAGGAGAAAGACAGGUUCAAGGACCAGUCGCCGCCGAGCUCGUUCCCGGCGCGGUGACCCGCCGAUGCUGCUUGAGUCCCGCGCUGGUGUGGACAGUAUCGUUGUAUGUGCGUCGUCAGCAUCUAGACCGCGUCCCUUCUUGUGCAUAUCCUUUGGCUUUCGAUGCCUGCCGUUCGUCCUAUGAUUAUCGCUUUCCGCCGCAUGCUUCCGCCAGUCGUGUAUCUCUACGUACUCGCCGCUUGGUUGUAAUUCUCUCUCUUGUGUCGUCCAUUCACAUUCCCUCCUGCAGCCCCAUCGACCAUCGACCAUCGUUUGAUCUUAUAUGUAUUUCCCUUCUGCUCCACCGUUUGAGAUGGCAUGGAGACCCGUGCGACUGAUACGGUCGAUUGGUAGUAAAGCUCAGUAUCUACAGCACAAUGUACAUAUAUCACCCUGCACAGCUAGCUAAUACUUCAAUGACAAAUGAGUCUCAACCACCGA